Lagopus muta (rock ptarmigan) is the source of this 2918-nucleotide messenger RNA. It is a transcript of the gene WDR1, whose product is annotated as WD repeat domain 1. Gene Ontology annotation, cellular component: cortical actin cytoskeleton. Gene Ontology annotation, biological process: positive regulation of actin filament depolymerization; sarcomere organization; actin filament depolymerization. Lineage: Eukaryota; Metazoa; Chordata; Aves; Galliformes; Phasianidae. The transcript has 15 exons. Bases 357 to 2180 code for a protein of 607 amino acids. The record is from RefSeq and is a predicted model, not a curated record. Gene Ontology annotation, molecular function: actin filament binding.
CCUGAGCUGCCGUGCGCUGCUCGCUGCGGCUCUCCCGCAGCAAUCUGCAGCUCCCUGCCGGGGCGGGGCCGGCUCCUGCGGCCGCCUCAGCACAGCCCCGCCGGGCCCGGCCGAGCCGACGGCAUUUCCGGGGGAGGGAGCGGUGUGCGGGCUGGCGGGGAGCGGCGCGGCGCGAGCAGAGUUGACUAUAUAUGGUCAAAGGCAGGGGAGAGCGGCGGGCCGCGCGGGCGCUUCCUGCUUCGUGCCGCUGGGCGCCGUGGUGCUGAGGCGGCGGCGGGGAGCAGAGCGCAGCGGCGGUCCGUCUGCCCGCCUGCGUCCGCUUCGCAGCGCCGCGGCACGAGCUUGAGGAAACGAGGAUGCCGUACGAGAUCAAAAAAGUGUUCGCCAGCCUCCCGCAGGUUGAACGAGGCGUGUCCAAAAUCAUUGGAGGUGAUCCGAAAGGCAACAAUUUUCUCUAUACCAAUGGGAAAUGCGUCGUCAUCCGAAACAUCGAUAAUCCUGCGAUUGCUGACAUCUAUACUGAGCACGCCCAUCAGGUUGUAGUUGCCAAGUAUGCUCCCAGUGGAUUCUACAUAGCAUCUGGAGAUGUCUCUGGAAAGCUGAGAAUCUGGGAUACUACACAGAAGGAACACCUUCUGAAGUAUGAGUAUCAGCCAUUUGCAGGAAAAAUAAAGGACCUUGCCUGGACUGAAGACAGCAAAAGAAUUGCUGUGGUUGGAGAAGGAAGGGAAAAAUUUGGAGCAGUAUUCCUGUGGGAUAGUGGUUCUUCAGUUGGUGAAAUCACUGGGCACAACAAAGUGAUCAACAGUGUGGACAUAAAGCAAACAAGACCUUAUCGUCUAGCAACUGGUAGUGAUGACAACUGUGCUGCUUUCUUUGAGGGACCUCCAUUCAAGUUCAAGUUUACACUGAGCGACCAUACACGGUUUGUGAACUGUGUGAGAUUUUCUCCUGAUGGGAACAGAUUUGCUACAGCUAGUGCAGAUGGCCAGAUUUUUAUCUAUGAUGGGAAGACUGGGGAGAAAGUUUGUGCUCUUGGUGGAGGCAAAGCUCAUGAUGGAGGUAUUUAUGCUAUUAGUUGGAGCCCUGAUAGCUGCCAAUUGCUUUCUGCUUCUGGAGAUAAAACUGCUAAAAUUUGGGAUGUUGGUGCUAAUUCUGUUGUCAGUACUUUCAACAUGGGAUCAAAUGUGUUGGAUCAGCAGCUGGGUUGCUUGUGGCAGAAAGACCAUUUACUGUCUCUUUCUCUCUCUGGCUAUAUCAAUUAUUUGGACAAAAACAAUCCAGAUAAACCCUUACGUGUCAUAAAGGGUCAUAGUAAAUCAAUUCAGUGUCUUACGGUGCAUAAAAAUGGUGGAAAGUCCUAUAUUUAUUCUGGCAGUAACGAUGGUCAUAUUAAUUAUUGGGAUUCUGACACUGGAGAGAAUGAUGGCUUUUCUGGGAAAGGCCAUACAAACCAGGUUUCUAGAAUGGCAGUGGAUGAAAUGGAUCAGCUUGUCACCUGCAGUAUGGAUGACACUGUGCGUUAUACCAACCUUAGCAAGAGGGACUACAGUGGCCAGGAUGCUGUGAAAAUGGAUGUUCAACCAAAAUGUUUAGCUGUGGGUCCUGGUGGCUAUACUGUAGUUUUAUGCAUUGGACAAAUUGUCUUGAUGAAAGAUAAGAAAAAAUGUUUUGCAAUUGAUGACCUUGGCUAUGAGCCAGAAGCUGUGGCUGUUCACCCUGGAGGAGGUUCAGUAGCAGUGGGAGGAACGGAUGGGAAUGUCCGUUUGUAUUCAAUCCAAGGAACCUCUUUGAAAAGCGAUGAUAAGACUUUGGAAGCUAAAGGUCCUGUUACUGACCUGGCAUAUUCUCACGAUGGUGCCUUUCUUGCAGUUUGUGAUGCAAACAAAGUUGUCACUGUCUUUAGUGUCCCUGAUGGCUAUGCGGAACAUAAUGUUUUUUAUGGACAUCAUGCAAAAGUUGUUUGUAUUGCCUGGUCACCAGACAAUGAACACUUUGCUUCUGGAGGCAUGGAUAUGAUGGUAUAUGUUUGGACUGUAAGUGAUCCUGAGACCAGAGUCAAGAUACCAGAUGCUCACAGACUACAUCAUGUAAGUGGCUUGGCGUGGUUGGAUGAACAUACUCUGGUAACAACAUCCCAUGAUGCUUCUGUCAAAGAAUGGUCUAUUUCCUACAAUUGAAAUAAGCUGUUUCUUUGGAAGGACCUAAUCAGGGACUAGAACUACUGCAGCGGAACAUAGCAUUUCUCUUAAAGAAUCUGUAUUGGCCUCUGGGUCUGCUAUCAUAUCCUCAUAUCUUUACAGGGUGUUCAUAUCUGUAAUUAAAUGUACUUUGAAAGCUUUAGCCAGUAACAGUUUGCACAUGAAAAGCACUUAAAUUAUGUCUGGAGCUUAACCUUUGUGCUGAACAUUCCAGGGGCAACAGCCUAGCAAGUUGGUGUGAAAGAUUCAAACUCAAUCACUCGUUCUUUUCUAACCAAGAAACAUGAGACUGUACAGCAUGAGAGUAAUACUUCUCAUUUUUUCUAAUUACAGAACAUUUCUGUACUAACGGUCAUAGUAAGAAUAUUUAGUUGUGAUCUGAAACCAAUCAAGCUGUGUGCAGCUACUGUAUAUUGCUUUGCUUCUCUGUACUGCACCAAACUGUUGCCUCAGAUUUUUCCUCCAGAUAACAAAAUGGGGUACAUACAUAAUAAACUUUUUAUGUAUUUCAUGUCAAAGCUUUUUGAUUUAUUUUAGGAUGGAAGUGUGGGGUUUUGGUGUACUUACUGUUGUGGGUAUAAUGUUUACGAAUAAUUGUUGUGGCAAUUUCUUGCUUCAGAAACACAUGUGUUACUUUCAUGGAUUAAGAAUGUCUGGUCAUUUCAAUGUCAGAAAAAAAACAAUUGUUUCAAAUAUUAAAGAUAUUUUCUGUUUGAA